AUGGACGGUAUCGUGGAUUUCUGGAAGCUUCCAUCGCCAGUCGCAUCGUUAUCCACGUCAGAUCCUCCUUUCCGGCUCAUUGACUGUCACGCGCACACCUACCCUUCUCAGUUCCCCCACACCGACUUCCUCCCUCUCCUCCGCCGCGCUGCUGCUGGGUGCGUCUCGCACAUCGUCACGCUGUCUCUAGCAGCAGAGCUGGGUUUGCCAGUCAAUGUUCACUCUCGGAGCGCGGGACAUCAUGCCAUAGAGGAGAUUAUCCAAUCAGGACUUCCUGCCACGUCAGCAGCAUUGAUGCAUGCGUUUGAUGGGCGGCUUGUGCAUGCCGAACGGGCUGAACGGCAUGGCGGUUUCUUCUUUUCUGUGCCACCCUCUGUCGUCCGGUCACCACAGACACAGAAACUCGUGAAGGGCCUUCCUCUUUCGUGUCUUGUGCUGGAGACGGACUCUCCGGCGCUUGCUCCUGAAAAGGGUGCCACAAAUGAGCCGUGCAAUAUUGUGGUAUCGUGUAGGGAAAUAGCUCGUAUUCAUGGCGUGACUGUUGCUGAGACAGCCACGGCCUCGUGCCGUGCCACCUUCAGCUCAGUGAAGCUCGAGUCGAAGCUCAAGAGGUCCGUCAGCCUCGCUGUGCAGCCCGCCUUUGCCUGGAAGUCUGCUGGCGUCGCUUCUACGGCCUCUUUCAAGGGAGUCGGCUCGGUUGUCGUCAGAGCGGUCGCUGAGGACGUGCAGGGUGGCGGAAACUACGGUGCUCCCCGCGAGAUUCCAGGCACCAAGAUCUAUGUCGGCAACUUGCCGUUCAACGUCGACAGCGAGUCGCUCGCUGAGAUCUUCCAGGAGGCUGGCGUCGUUGAGCUUGUCGAGGUGAUCUACGACAGGGACUCUGGUCGCAGCAGGGGUUUCGGUUUCGUCACGAUGAGCACCCCUGAGGAGGCUCAGGCGGCCAUCGAGAAGUACGACAGCUCGGAACUUGGCGGCCGCAUGCUCAAGGUCAACAUGCCCGUUCCCCGCGGCGAGCGCGAGAGGGGUGCUCGCACCGAGAGGCCACGUGGCGAGAGGCCCCGUUUCGGCGGCGGAAACCAGGGUAACAAGCUCUACGUCGGCAACCUGUCGUGGGGCAUGGACGACAUGGCUCUGGAGGAUCUGUUCGCUGAGUUCGGCAAGGUGCUCGAGGCCAAGGUUGUCCUGGAUCGCGACUCCGGCAGGUCCCGAGGGUUCGGCUUCGUGACUCUGUCGAGCGACGCGGAAGUGCAGGAGGCGAUCUCGAACCUCGAUGGAGCUGACGUUGACGGCAGACAACUGCGGGUCAAUGUCGCUGCUCCCAAGGUUUGA
Molecule: messenger RNA, 1329 nt
Organism: Closterium sp. Naga37s-1
Lineage: Eukaryota; Viridiplantae; Streptophyta; Zygnematophyceae; Desmidiales; Closteriaceae
Source: the annotation of a GenBank genome assembly